AUGUCCGAGCCAGCCGGCGCAAACGCUCCGAAACCGAGCAGCAGCGUGAAGCUAGUUUUGCUGGGUGAGGCUGCCGUCGGCAAGGUACAGUUGUCCUUCCCAUCUGCCUUCCUGACACAGAAAUGCUCUCUUCCAACACGCACAAUCAAGUUCGAGAUCUGGGAUACUGCGGGCCAAGAAAGAUUCGCUUCCCUCGCUCCGAUGUACUACCGCAAUGCACAAGCUGCGCUCGUUGUCUACGAUGUCACCAAGCCCUCGUCCCUGACGAAAGCGAAGCACUGGGUUGCUGAGCUCCAGCGCCAAGCAAGCCCCGGAAUCGUCAUCGCUCUUGUCGGUAACAAGCUGGACUUGACCAACGACGGCGGCGAUGCUUCUGCUUCGGCGGCCACUGAAUCCGAGAGCGAGCCUGUUAGAGAUGCCGGAGAGGAGGGUGCGGCCGAGGAAAGCGAACAGCAGGACACGAACUCUGGCGAUGCUCGAAAAGUGUCGACCCGUGAAGCAAGCUCAUAUGCUGAUGAGGAGGGUCUCUUGUUCUUUGAGACCAGUGCUAAGACCGGAACUAACGUGGUGGACGUUUUCACUGCCAUCGCUAAUGCCAUUCCCGAGAGCAGCCUGAAAACCGGCCGUGGCGGUGCUGGCACGGGCCAGACUGCGCUGGGAGGCCGGUCGGCAGAGGACUCUCGAGUAAACCUAGGCGACCGAAGUGCGGCGACAGCAAAGGAAGGCUGCGCUUGUUGA
Penicillium manginii is the source of this 738-nucleotide messenger RNA. RefSeq lists its product as uncharacterized. The transcript is spliced from 2 exons. The record is from RefSeq and is a predicted model, not a curated record. Bases 1 to 738 code for a protein of 245 amino acids. Gene Ontology annotation, molecular function: GTP binding; GTPase activity. NCBI's taxonomy places the organism in Eukaryota, Fungi, Ascomycota, Eurotiomycetes, Eurotiales, Aspergillaceae.